Messenger RNA from Sinocyclocheilus grahami, 1300 nucleotides. RefSeq names its product RNA-binding protein 24-like. Gene Ontology annotation, biological process: positive regulation of myotube differentiation; mRNA stabilization; regulation of alternative mRNA splicing, via spliceosome. Lineage: Eukaryota; Metazoa; Chordata; Actinopteri; Cypriniformes; Cyprinidae. Gene Ontology annotation, molecular function: mRNA 3'-UTR binding. Gene Ontology annotation, cellular component: cytosol; nucleus. The record is from RefSeq and is a predicted model, not a curated record. The transcript is spliced from 5 exons. Bases 186 to 857 code for a protein of 223 amino acids.
GCGUGUGAAUGUGAGCCACCAAAACCAUAUGGCAUGUUGAGUUCUGUAGCCUGACAGCUGCGCUCGUUUGCUGUGGUUUAUUCUACCUCAUAUCAGAUCAUCCGCGCUCUGUUACUGCUGCCUUCCAGGAAUACGAGCUGUUCUUGAUCUAAGCAGUCGUGGUGAAACUUUGACCCUGUUUGAGGAUGCACAGCUCUCAGAAGGACACCACAUACACCAAGGUCUUCGUCGGAGGUCUUCCGUAUCACACCACCGACUCCAGCCUCACGAAAUACUUUGAGGUGUUUGGAGAAAUCGAGGAAGCUGUUGUCAUUACUGACAGACAAACGGGGAAAUCCAGAGGCUAUGGAUUUGUGACGAUGGCCGACCGAGCCGCAGCAGAAAGAGCCUGUAAGGACCCAAACCCCAUCAUAGACGGCAGGAAAGCCAACAUCAACCUGGCGUACCUCGGGGCCAAACCACGGAUCAUGCAGCCAGGCUUUUCAUUUGGUGUCCCUCAAAUACACCCUACGUUUAUCCAACGGCCUUAUGGAGAUAGUGAGGAUGAUCAUUCCCCAUUACUGUAUCCUCCUCCUUUCCGCCAGGUUAUGAGGAUUCCCGCUCACUAUGUGUAUCCGCAGGCGUUUGUGCAGCCCAGCGUGGUGAUCCCUCACGACCCCUCGGCCGCGGCAUCUCCGUACCUGGACUACACCGCUGCUGCGUACGCACAGUACAGCGAUCCGUAUCCGUACGCCGCCUCGCCGGCCUCUGCGACCGGAUACGGUUAUGUCCAGCAGCCUCUGGCAUCACCUGGAUCCGCGGCGGCCGCAUUCGCUCAGUAUCAACCGCAGCAGCUGCAGACGGACCACAUGCAAUGAGAAACCCACCGUUUACAUUCAUGACUGUAUCAGCCAAAGAAACUCAUGUAUUGUUCGGUUAUUGCUAUUUUAUUUGUAGGCCUAGUAUUUAAUAUUUAUUACGGAAAGGAAAGCUAUAGUGACUGACUCUACGUUUCUUACAUGCACCUGAUAUUUUUUCCAUUAUUCACUCACCCUCAUGUCCUUAAAAAUCCUUGUGUUGCUAUCUUUCAGUGCAACGCAUAAAGAAACAUUGUGGUUUUAUUAUUAAAGCAUGAAAGUAUCAUAUUCGCGUUUGCGUUCAGAUAUUAUGCAUUAACCGCAUACAGAUGCAUAAACAUCAGAUCUUCAAAAUUUCUGCUUUUGUGUUCCACAGAAAUUUUUUUUAGGCGAGUUAUUCAUUUAAAGGAGUAAUUCAUGCAAAAAUGUACAUUUUACUCUCCCUCAGGCCAUCCGAGAUUAGG